Messenger RNA from Aedes albopictus (Asian tiger mosquito), 1365 nucleotides. RefSeq names its product serine protease 27. Gene Ontology annotation, biological process: proteolysis. The record is from RefSeq and is a predicted model, not a curated record. Gene Ontology annotation, molecular function: serine-type endopeptidase activity. NCBI's taxonomy places the organism in Eukaryota, Metazoa, Arthropoda, Insecta, Diptera, Culicidae. Bases 269 to 1126 code for a protein of 285 amino acids. The transcript is spliced from 3 exons.
GCCGUGCUGACACUUUGAACUCCCCGUUUGCAAGGUAUAGGAAGCAUGCGUUUGCUCGUCGUUUAGACUAAGGGUCGACUAUUGUCGCGUUCGUCGCGCCUCAAAACUCUCGAACAUGUCUGACUGCCUAUUUUGCAUUGAACCGAGUCGUCGUCCGGACGUUGUCGGCCCGAGGGAGAGGAUCAGUGCGAUCAGUUGCUAAACAGAUUUCAAGUUAAGCUAAGCAUAAUUGAGUUUUGUUCGACGUUCGGCGACGCGGUGCACUACUAUGCGUUUCCUAGUUGGCUUGGGGAGCUUACUAGUGCUUUCCAUUGGAGCGGAACCAAUGUGGUCAUUGCCCUCGUCUAGCGAUGUGAGGGCUCCAUUCGUGGUCAGCUUGGAGAAUGAGGGAGGACAGUUCUGCUCAGGAACAGUGGUGACGAAUAACUGGAUUCUAACGGCUGCCAGUUGUGUUUGGAACAAACGAGCAAGAACGGUAUCAAUUGGCAUUCAACCACUUGAAGCCGAAACAGGUGGCUAUCAUCGAAGGGCUCACAAAAUCUACGUCCACCCGGAUUACUCAGAGCAAUCGCCUGCUUCGAAUAUAGCACUGAUCAAACUCAAACGUCCGAUCGAGUGGAAUGGCCACAUUGUGGUGAUGAGACUGCUAAACAACAGCGUCGAUCUGCAGAGGAUGACCAGAUGCCCGAUGGUUGGUUGGGACAGGAAUCAAAUUACUCCCAAUCAUUUGAAGCCGGUUCACCUGCUGCCCAGUAACAAGUGUUCAGGCAAACCAGCCCAAAGUCUCUGUUUUAAUGGGACCAACGACGAUCAGCUGUGCCAUUUCAACGAAGGCAGUCCGGUACUCUGUCUUCAUGAGGAGAAGUUUGUUCAAGUAGGAUUUUUGUCCAGCAGGAAGGGCUGCGACAGCGGGAAUUCUUCCAUUGGGAUCAGUAGUGUGGGGCACUUCAACGAGUGGAUGUUGGAUGUAAUUCAGCAUAAGAAUCUAGUGAAGGAUUUGCAAAAUGAAAAGGGAUACCUUAGGAGGCUUUCGAGAUUCAAUUGGCUGAUAUUGGCCGUUUUGGUUUUCGUGGCAAGUUUAGUGAUACUCAUUCAGGUUCUGAAAGCGAGGUUUCGACUGGUAUGAAUUAGCAUUGGGUGAAUCUGACUGAGACAUCGAUUUUUGUGAAUCGAUUCAAAUCGGAUCAGCAGAAUCGAUUCACCGAUUUAAUCUCAUGCUUUGAAUCGAUGUUUUCACAUCGAUUCUAUAUUAUAAAAUAUUACAAAACUAUAAAAUGAUUCGUUUGCUGCAUGUAGUAAGUUCAUGGUAUAUUUUAUUUGUCUAAAUAAAAUCAAUAUCAAAAUUUGAGAUUGCAAAUCGAACAU